Messenger RNA from Schistosoma rodhaini, 1397 nucleotides. Lineage: Eukaryota; Metazoa; Platyhelminthes; Trematoda; Strigeidida; Schistosomatidae. The record is from the annotation of a GenBank genome assembly.
GACCCCUAUGACAAAAUAAAAGCCGUUGCUACAUCUAUAGGUAGUGCACCGACGACGUGGGCCUAUUUAGUCGCCUGUGAACGUAUACCCCUCGCCAAAAAUAAUGCCUCAACCUGUGCAAACCAGAUCCUGGGAUUGUUAACACCGUAUGUUGGUAAUCUUAGUUCAGAAAUAGCGUUGAUUGAGUUUAAAACAUUAUCUUCUGGCUGUGAUGAAUGAAAGGGGUUGGUUGAUGGGCUAUCAAUAUCGAUAAGUUUAUUAGCGUGCGUGAAAGAUUGGUUGAAAGAUUCCAUCGCCAAUUGAAAAGUUCACUGAUGGAUCAAGCUGACUCAAAGUGGAGCGAUGCCUUACCGCUUGUACUCCUCGGUAUUUGUUCAACCAUAAAGGAAGACAUUGGAUGUACAGCCGCCGAGUUAGUCUAUGGUACAACUCUAACGUUUCCCGGCCAACUGGUCAACUAUGAACCUACAACGCACGGGGAUUCUACUCACUUCGCAAGUCGCCUAUUACAAAUGAUGCAGAACAUUAGAGCAAUAUCACCUCGAGAAUACAACAACCCAGUCCAUCUCGAUAAACAUUUAGAAACGGGCAAAUUUGUUUUUGUACGAGUAGACGCGGUGAAAAAGUCACUGGCACCACCAUAUGAAGGUCCUUAUAAAGUAAUAAAACGCACUCACAAAUAUUUCACUAUCAACAAAAACGGUAAUAAUGAAACAAUUUCCAUAGACCGAAUAAAACCAGCUUUCUACGAAGCCCCUCAAGCCACAGACGACAAUACUGCGAACAAACAAUCACUCCCAUCAAUUGCUAAGAAACAAGAGGAAGAGGAAAAACUUAGCACUACACCCUCUUGUUUAACACGAUCUGGGAGACCUAUAAAAAAACCAAAGCGUUAUGUACAUUUUGCCAUAUUAAAAAAACACAACUAAAACAAUCAAAGCAAACAAUUAUCGAGGACCUACACUAUCAAUCUCAUCUAAAAAAUUUUUUUCCUUUCUACAGUGUACAUAAUCACAUUUGUCCACAAUUAUUCGUUUUGUCACAUUUUUUUUUCAAAAAAAUUUGUUACAAUAAUAAACGAGUAAACUCUAUUUAAUUAUUUAUUCAUUGUACGCCAAAAUAAACAGUUCAAUUUUUUUGUUGUGUGUGUGGGUGAUUAACAGUUUUACACAUUAUUAUCAUUGUUAGCAAACCAAGAUUUUAAAUGACGGUAUUCUCAUGCUAUGCCACAUCACCGCUAUUUUCACGCAAUAACACACUGUAUAUUAUUAACAUACAUGUCAUACGCAUCUCCACAUUGUUAAUUGGUUAUUAUAGUAAAUAUAAUUUCUUUUUGUAUAAAAUUUUUAUUAUUGUUAUUGUAACCAGUGUUACCUCCGGACACUCUGGGGGGAGCU